AUGGUGGCCGAACAUCUGACAAUCAGGAACUUGACUUCCACCCCAAUUGUGCUGAAGCGCAUCGAGCGCUUUCGCGCCCCUGAGAAGCCUCGCGAUGUCGACAUUGGCGCUCUAGCAAAGAACUUUACAAGGCUUGUGACCAAUGUCACCCGUGCCGAGGCACCUGUUGCAUCAAUCAACGAUGACACCAAGCCCUUUGCCCACAAGGACGUUGAUGUCCGCAUCGAGCCCUUCAGAACAGUCAAGACGGAGCUCCGCUCUCACAUCGACUCAGAGCAGGAGAGAAUCCGCUGGGUCUUCGAAUCGAAGGGCGAGAAACACCAGAUUCAGACUCCGGUGCCCACAACCGAGACCGCCAGCAUGAAGCCCUUGACCAAGGACGCAAAGCUCAGAUUCACCGGCAUCUACUCGACAGCCGAAUCCCAUCUCGCCGUGUUCUCCUCGGCCAACCUGAAUGCAUGGAUGCGAGAGCUCAAGGACGACACCCUGCUGUCCUCUCUCUCCAUCCCAGGAACGCACAAUUCGCCGACAUGCCAUGUCGCACCACCCUCUGUCCGCUGCCAGGCCGCUAGCCCGCGCGAACAGCUGAAGAAUGGUGUCCGCUUCUUCGAUAUCCGCGUCCAACCCAAGUUCCCAGAAGACGCAUCCAAGGACGAGCUCAUCCUUGUCCACAGCACAUUCCCCAUCUCCCUAACCGGAGACAAAUACUUCCGCGACCUCAUGCGCGAAGUCAACGACUUCCUUGAGCACAACCCAUCCGAGACCCUCAUCAUCUCUCUCAAACGUGAGGGUCCUGGCAAGCACACCGAUGAGCAGCUCAGCCGUAUCCUGCGCGACCACUACUGCCGCCCAGGAAGCAGAUGGUACACCGACCCCAAAAUUCCAACCCUCGGCGAAGUUCGCGGCAAGGUCGUCCUUGUCCGCCGCUUCAACAUGCUCGAAGAGCUCAAAGAGAUACACGGCGGCCGAGGAUGGGGUAUUAACGCCACAGGCUGGGCCGACAACUGCGCCAACGCGACCUGCCCCAGUGGCCAAAUCGUCAUCCAAGAUUUCUACGAAGUUCUCGAAACCGAAAACAUCGACAAGAAGAUCCAGUACGUUCGAGAACACUGCAAACGCGCAAGCGAGACGUGCUAUCCCUUUGGUGUUCUUCCGGGCCCCAACGCGACAAAGGCGCAUCCGUUCUACGUCAACUUCCUGAGCGCGAGUAACUUCUUCAAGCUGGGGACGUGGCCUGAGAAGAUCGCUGAGAAGCUGAACCCGGCUACGGUUGAUUAUCUUUGCCGGAAACAUGGUGAGAAGGAGGGCGCGGACUGGGCGACUGGUAUUCUUGUUACCGAUUGGGUUGGCCUUGAUGGCGAUUGGGAUCUGGUUAGGUGUAUUGUUGGUAUGAACGCGAAGCUUAUGGUGCGGCAGAGGAAGCAGGAGAACAGUCCUGAGAGGAGAGAGGAUCAUGAUCGAAUGUAG
Messenger RNA from Aspergillus calidoustus, 1467 nucleotides. Lineage: Eukaryota; Fungi; Ascomycota; Eurotiomycetes; Eurotiales; Aspergillaceae. The record is from the annotation of a GenBank genome assembly.